Messenger RNA from Xyrichtys novacula (pearly razorfish), 15323 nucleotides. The record is from the annotation of a GenBank genome assembly. Lineage: Eukaryota; Metazoa; Chordata; Actinopteri; Labriformes; Labridae.
AUGGCUACACUGAGAAUAACGAGCAUCAUAGUUUGUGCUGUUUUACUGGGACAAGGAUGGUCUGAGAAGACAGGUGAGUGCUACUCUCAAGUACAAUGCCAGUUACAUUAUUUGUGUGUUUUAAUACAUGUCUUUAUGUGUGAUGCCAGCUCAAGCUUUCUCUGAUGGAAAUCUUUCAGGAGGUAGUAAAGAGGACCAGAGAGAUGCCAUCCUUAAAGAGAUUAUUUCAAAAUGGAGCACAGGGAGUGGUUGGAGUCCUCAAAAAGCUACCCCAGAAUCAGAGAAGGACCAGUCUGUGCACCCUUGGGUGAGGAACAUCAUGGGAAGCCUGGGAAGUUUAUUUCCAAACAAGAAACUCCCCUCUCUGAACAAACCACUUGACAGGCACCGUCUCUCUAGCUUCCUCUAUAACAUCUCUCUGUACCUCCAAGAGAUGGGUGCUGAGCUGGAGGAGGCUCCUUCAGAGAUGGAUGAGGAGCAGCUCUGGGAGAAGGUACUGCAGUUCUUUCUCCAGGCUGAGGGGAGUGCUACAAUGAACCAGUGGAAUGGAAAGGUGCCACCUCGGCCCAGUGUCAAGGUGCAGGACUGGUUUUUGUCCCUACGGGGCAGCCCUCACUGGGACUGGCUACUGGGGCUGCUGCAGAGUCUGAUCACUCUGACAGAGCGACAGCCCUACAAGCCUCUUCUGACUUAUUUAUCCCAGAACUGGAGGACAGUGAGUGCUGUGUUAGAGGCUGCUCUUCAGGCUCUGGUCAGUGGAACCUAUGGCCAGGCCAGUGCCGGCCUGCAGGGCUUCAUCUGUGCGCUAAAGGGCCGUAGUGACUGUGCUUUCAGUGUCAGCUGGCUCCAGCAGCUGCUGCGUUUUCUAGAAACACGUAACUGGAAGCCUGUGGUCAGUCUACACCCAGCAGGGGAAAGUGCUGAACACGUCAAAAGCUCAAGUGCAUUUGGACGAUUGAAACCCUUCAGCCUGCCUCCUGAGGCCAUAAGGAAGGAUGCAAUGACUGGAAAUGCUUCUUUUGAAGACACAAUGGCCACAGAGGAUGAUCCAGACUCGGUGCAAAGCUUUCUGCUGCAGGCGUUGUCCCGUUCAGGUGGAGGAGAACGAGGGGGGCACAUGGCGCAGAAAAAUCUAGCGCUGGUACAGAGUUUGGAUGGGCUGAGGAGGGGUCUCCUGCACAGGGUGGGGAGUUCUGUCUAUGGCAACCUAAGGAGAAAAGUUUCACAAGCUACCAUGGCGCUGCUUGAUGACGUCAGCAGCUUGGUGGACGUGCCACAGCCCAACGCCCACGGUCAGUGCUCAAUUGGUGAGUAUGUGGAGCAUCUGGUCUCAAACAAGAACUCAUGGAUAAAACUUUGCUAAUAUUAGUGCUCAGUGCUUUGAUACAUACAACCUGACGUGAAAUCAUUUCACACUCAAGUGAGUCUCCUCCAAUUAUUGCUCACAUAUAAGAUGCUCCAGUAUUUUGAUGAGUUUACAUUUAAAAAUUGCAGCAGAGAUAUCACACAUGUGCUGUUAUCUCAACUCUGAAUUAUGAAUUGUUCCGAUCUUUAUUACAAAUCCUCUCUUGAGCCUCGGUUUGGCCCUGGUUUCACCUAAAAGAAACAAGGGAGACUAUGACAGUGACUGACACUGCUUUACAAUCUCUUAUAAUCAUCCUGGCUGGUGAAAGCGGCUGUUGUUAGCUUGACUAAUCCCUUUAUCUGCCCACUGAUGUCAGUAACAUUAUAACCUGAGCAUUGUCUGUUGCGCUGAACUGUUACCUCAGGCAUUGACAUGUGCCUCUGAAACUUCCAGUGGUUUUUUUCCACAAUCACUCACUCUGACUUUUUGUUCAAAUGUUUUUUUUAAUUUUAUUUUAGGGGACCUGAGGCAAUUGAUCUUAUGGUGAGAUAUUUUAGUUUGCCCAACUAUUUGACUCUAAUUUGCUGUUAAAACUAGAUUCUCAUUACUUCCAUUUCUCCAUCUGUGAUGAUAAAGGGGGAUUCGUCACAAUGUCACCUGGAACACCGAAGCUUUAGGUGUUGGGUCUCAUGGUCUCCCAAGCUCUCUCCCAUUCCUGUCCUGUCCCUCCACUGAGGGUGAUGUACCAAGAUCACAACAAACAUCAGCACGCUCAGCUCCAAAACCAGACUCCUCUUCAAGAACAAUCUCUAAACAAAAACGCCUUCAUGAACCCUCAACUGUACCUCACCACUCCAAGCUCAACCAGUCACCAACAAGCAGAACUAGACAGAGCAACACCCAGCAGAAAGAGGUCGAGGAUCCAACCUCUAUUGAAAUCCUGGAAGCAGCGUGUAAUGAAUCCAUCCCAGGCCUGACUGGAGUCUCCAACUUCACAGUGUUCCUCUACUGUAAACUGUUUGACGGGGAGAACGGGUCAGUCAGCUCUGCCGUGGCUCAGAUAGGGCUCGACCUGCACGCCACAUGCUCUGAUGCUGCUUGGUACCUGUCGGCUGCUGAGGAGGACUUCCUUUGGGUUCACGUCUGCAGUGAGUUCUUCGCCCAGGAAUUUAAUAACACAGUGUGUGCCAACUCUUCUUUCUGGCUGCAGAAAGCACAUCAGGUACUCCAUUUUUUUUUUUUGUAAGAAAAUGAUCUGGGAGGUUUUGGUGAUUUAUAAAUGGUAAAAUUGUUCCAUCAGGGAAAUCAGAAUCAAUCUGAUAUCAUACUAUGCCACCAAUUAGCCCCCAAAUUUAAAAUGACAAUGUUUUGAAUGACACACACGUCUAUGGAAGGAAAAAUGGUUUUGCAUGACUCCUGAUCCAUGGCAUCAGAGAGGUUUGAGGAUAUGCUGUGUCUGUCAUGUUUCAUGAGUUCUGAUUAGUCUUGGCGUCAGCCCCUGAUGGCAGCACUCGUAACACACUUUGACACAUCUCUCAUAAAUUGGCAGAGCAUUGGAGCUUACUGUUGAUUAAAAAUGAUACAAAAAAAUUGAUAUAAUCAAGUAGAUCAUAUGAACAGGUCAACCAUAAAGCUGGCCCUUUACAGAUUGUAAGUGACAGCAAAGGAAUUUAGCCAAACAGCUGCUCUUAGUGCUGGAAAAACAAGCUAGUAUUGAAGUGCAAAACUCUGCAGUUCCUCAAAUGUCCACUCGAGGCUGCCAGGACUGUCCCAUCAACCCUUAUGUUUAAUUUACAGCAAGAUUAGAUUAGUUUACAGCAUUGUGCAAAAAAAAACUCAUCAUUUUUUAAGCUACGACAGCAAAGGGUUGUGCAUACACUAGCAUAAUGGACAGGUAACUUAUGGAUUUCUUAGUUGUUUAAAAGUUGGCUGAGUCAGCACUGCUAUCCCUCAUCACCUUGCAGAGCAUUAUAGUUGCCUACAGAGUAUCUAAUCAAGAGAUAAUACUGAGGGAGGAAGGGCACCCAUGAGACAGAUCUAAAUGAAUAGCCAACAUGAAUAGCAGCUUGUGGUACCUGAGAGAACAGCCAUUAUGAACUCGGUUACAAAUUGCAAAUGUAUUUGUGAAUUUGUUUUUUAACGAGCAGGUCUUUUCCUCUGCUUAUUAAAUGAUUGUGAUUUUGAUAUUUGCAGGCUGCAUUGACAAAGGACUACCAUUUUUUCAACCAAACAAGUAUAGAUGAUUUGUGCAUACACCUGUCAGGUGAGGCCAUAGGAAGCCAAGGACCCGGUGAGAACUGUGUGGCUCAGCUGGGCAGCAGGAUGCUCACUGCGCAGACUUUCAGACACUGUUUUCUACCCAACAACUCUGUCUUAAUAUCAGCCCUGUGUGGGAGAGAUUCCCCUGACGCACAACAGUCCUUACCGGAGGGAAGCUGGGCGGCUGCAUACUGCUCCAAAAUACACAACUACUCCCAUGCUGACUCUUUUGAGGAGUCUUGUCAAUAUAAGGAAUGGGCUGUGCAUCAUUUCACCAACUCCACCCUCCUGGAGCUCUGUGGGCAAACACAGGGUUUGAGGGAGUACAUCUGUCUAAACACCACACUCUACAGUGAGCUGUCAAAAUCAGUGCCGCAGUUUGCUGAUCUCUGUGCUGACCUGCAGGCAGAAGUAGAGGAAAGGAAGUGUGUCCUGCAGAGAUUUUUCGACAUACUCCCAGCAAGGUAUGAGUUUGACACAUCCCAGCUGUGUGUGGACCCGGCUCCACUGCUGGUCGACGUUCUGCACAAGCUGAGUGUGUGUGAGGUUCAGGGAGGGGAACGAGAGGGCUUCUUGUUGGCACUAGGGUAUGUGUUUCGUGUUCUGGACAUUAUGGUGGGGCUCUCCUCAGGCUUGGACGAGGGGGAGAGAGAGGCAAGACAAGGUUUGGGUCAGGCCAUUCUUCUCUCCAGCCUCCUUGACAACACAUCUUGGGCAGAACUGCAGCCAGAGGCCUCUAUGAGUGUCCUUCACACCGUCGGAGUCUUCCUCCGUAGGGAGCAAAAUGCCACGCUGAAAGAGGACCUGUUGAGCUGCUUCAGUGUAAGAUAGCCUUCUCUCUCUCUCUCUCUCUCUCUCUCUCUCUCUCUCUCUCUCACACACACACACACACGCACACACACACCAGAGCGAAUUGUGAAUUACUUGUCCUGCUGUUUCACCAGCCUGUCUUGUGGGACCUCAUCCAGCGAGACAACAACUCCUCUGCUCUGAGGGUUCUGCUGCAGGUAUUGGCCUGUGCUGCAACAAUAAUCACAUUUAACUUUCAUACUAGACUCUAUACUCUUACUUUAUGUCAUCAGGAGUACCUACAAAUGCCAAGAGACAGCAUUCGCACUCUUGUGAUGUCUGCUGAAAAAGAUGCUGUAAAGAGAUUCAUCUCCCAUAUGCAUCAAAGCUGGGACCAGUUAAAAGUUGAAACCGGCCAGGUUUGUUUGUACUUUCUCAACAAAUAACUAAUGUAGAGACAUCUAUCAUGAAGCUAUUUGUAAUAUUACAAAACAGAAAUAUACACAAAAUACAGCUCUGAUGACUUUUAUUUUGCUAUUGUACUCUCCUCCUCUGUAUCCAUAUAUCACCCCAGUCUCUCUCUCUCUAUCUCUCUCUUUUUUUCAGGCCUCCCAAAAGGAGCUGCAGGCCAUGGAAACAAUGACUGCUGCUUUCAUCCAUAAGUUCCCUCGAGUGACCCCAGAGCUGUUUGUGGACAUGUCUCAGUUCAUCCCCUUUAUGUCUGUGUCUGAUAUCAUGAGUUUCCCAGCUUCCCUGAUCGUCAACGACACAGUGUGAGUUACCAGUCAAGGACUUAUUUCACAUAGUUUAUGUCUUCAUGUUACAGCUUGUCUGUGGCUUUGGACUAAAGCAUCAGCUGAUUGAAACUGUAACUCUCUCUGUAACAGAGUCGCUUCUGUGUUUCUCUUCAGACUGACAGCCAUUCGUGACCACAGCUCAGGGAUGAAGUCGCUGCAGAAACUGGCAUUUGUGAAAAGACUCCUCCAGUCCAGUGUUGUGGGUGAUGUUCCUUCAUGGCCACCGUACUUUCUCACAUCCAUCCUUCCACUUCUGCCUUACCUUCCAGUCAGCCAUUUUCAGCAACUGACCUCACAACAGGUGAGAUCCUGUCACACUUACAAAGGUUUUACACGGCUUUAGCAUCUCUUUCCUAGAUGUUAAUCAUCCCACAUGGGGUCAGACAGUUACUGAAGACAGUGAGUAAGGUCCUUAGUGCAGCUUUGGCAAGUCAAAGGGGAUGUUACAUGUAUAAACAGUCUACCGAAUGGUUUCAACAUCAAAACUGACUCCAUAGAAAUAGUCUCUCCUCUUGUUAAGGGUCUUUUUUUGUCUUUUUAGGCCACAAAGCGACUUCAACAUCAAUUCCAGCUCAUUCAUUGUCUGCUAAAAACUUUUUACCAGAGCUUUAAGAUGGUUGGAGUGUAAAAAAACGUUUGAAACUAAAGUUACUUUAUUGGAGCUCAAUCAAGAACUUUCUGUCACCAGCCUACACUUAGUCAUCACCUGAGACACUUUUUGUUGUUUUCGCCUUGUCAUCUGUCUGUGUAAAUUUUACCUCUAGCCUUUUUCUGUCACCCCUUUUAGCUCAUUCCUCUUCUAGAGCUGCUAGGCAACAGCAGUCUGGAUGGUGUACGGGGCCGCCAUAUGCUCCGAACUCUUUUCAGCAAGAAGAAGAACUUAACAAGUGACGGCUUACUGAGGUGGGUUCCCCACUUCUGUUGAUCUGGCACCCUUUUAAGUUAUUUUUGAGGCACUUUUGUCUUUGUUGGAUAGGACAGUUGGCAGGAGAUGGAAAAUGUGGGAGCAGAGAAGGGAAUAACAUGCAGGAAGGGGUGGUGGCUGGGAAUCGACUCACCCUGAUCCUUCACUCUUGAUUGCUUUUUGGCUAUUGUAAUGUCUGUAAAUGAGUACAAUAAAGUUUCCCUGUCAGACCUGACACAGGUGCUGCAUCAGUUGACAUUUCUCUCUAAGUUAUUCAUCCCGUACUCCUCUCAUGUUCCUCAUUUGAAGCAAUGUGACAGACGUUGUCUUCUUUUUUUAGAUUAGGAGUCCUUGUGUGCUACCUGGAUCCAGAGGAUCUGACUACAUUUCUUCAGAACUCACCUGUGUCCCCAGCGCUCUGGCAGCAGCUGGCACAAUGCAUGUCCAAAGGCUUCAUCAGCUCCAGUGGCAGGGUAACACACACACAUCUCUACAGAAAGAGUUCACACUCAGGUACAGUUUUAUUAAGGCUUGAUCUGUUUACCUGUGUUUUAUGGUCAGAUGUCUUCUUGGUUGAUACAAGCCAUUCAGACCAUCAACAUCAGCAGCGUGGGUCCUUCAGAGCUGCCAGCCCUCAGGGCUCUUCUACCUCAGUUGGGGGCCUCCUUCCUGCUGUCACUCCCCUCACAACAACUCUUAGACAUCCUCACACAGCCAGGACUUCACAGAUAUUCACCAGCACAGGUCAGUGGGGAAUUAAUUCUUUGUGGACUUUUCUUUAAACUUCUCUUCAGUGAAGGUGUCAAGUUUUCUCAAGUAUUUUAAAGUAUUCAGUAAUUUCUCAUCCCUGCCAUAGCUCUUAAUUUUAGCUUUAAAUUCUCAGAAUUUUGUCUGAAAAUGUCAAGGUACUCAUCAGUCUUUUCUCUAAUGAGGAGAAAGUAAAUUGCACCAACUCUUAUCAGAAAAGAAAAGUUAGCCUUGUCCCUCACAUGUACUGCAGGGUUUUUAAUUGUGGUUUUAUGUUGAAUUCCUCUCCACAUUUCUAGAGGCAAGAAGAUAAUUAACACUGUCAAAAUGUUUAACCUCUAUCCACAUGUAGUGCAACUGUUGAGUAUUUUUCACACUCACUCUCCUGUUCAUUUUGGAAAACUUUCCUCAGGCUUUUCAAAUGCUGUCCAAGAUUUCAAAGGACAUCCCUGUAAGUAAAUCAUUUUAAUUUGAUUUGUCUGAUCUCAGCCAACUUCCCUUUCAUCACAGUGUUUCUCUCUCUCCCCUGUCAGCUCAGCAUGGAAAAACUUUGCAGGCUGAAGCCGUUACACGGUGGCCUCUCCCCUGCUGUGCUCUCAGACCUCCAGGGGACUGAGAUCAUGGAGGCUGCCCAUUGCCCGUGUGUGAGAUCACUGCUGACUGAGCUUAAGCCGGGCCACAGAGCUAUACUCUACAGUGCAAUGCAGGAGGUGAUGGUGCUACUGUCUUUCCUCACUUCAUCAUUUAUUACACUUCUUAUCUUUCCAUCACAUCUUAUCAUUUUUUCUGAUAUACUGUGUCGUCAUGUCUUGAAUAAACAGAUCAGAGGUAGACAGGUUUAAAAGAAUUAAAUAUCACGGUUCAUAUUAUUCUCACAGGUUGUUGAAAGUCCAAACAUUUCCUAAAAUUAACUGAUAAAGUAAGAAUGAAACAUAAAACAUUGGCCCAAGAAACAUGAAUCUGAUUUCUCUCAAAUGUUCAUUGAAACCACAUGUGUAAAACUUGCUUUGUGUGUUUUAUAAUUGGUUUAAAGCAUAUCAUGUUUGACUGUGCAAUGCAUCUUUGGCUUUUGUUUUGUAUCGACAGGCCUUACAAAGAGACGAGCAGAACAUCACCCAGCAGGUAAACUGUCUGUCACCAUUUGUCCCUCUGAGGAAGCUGUCAGAAACUGUAACUGGUGAAACAAUCCUGAGAGAUAUCAGCCUCUACAGAGACAUCCUCUGGUCACCACAACAGGUGAUCAUUUAACCUCAUUCAACCUUUGUGUCUGAUGUUUAACAUUGUAUUGCUAUGAUAACAAUAGAUCUGAAGUUCUCUGACUCGAGGAGCAAAUGCCACCAGCCCUGGUCCCAUUAAUCUGUAACUCAUUGGACAUGCUUCAGAAGAUGCUUUCAGGAUAUUAAUACUCCAUACGCAUCAGCCACCAUCAGGCUAAUUAGUUUGGAUGUAGUACAAUGGUGUGGAGGAGUGUAGCAUAAAUUAAUAAUGGUUACCUUUGAGGGAUUUUGUCACAGCCAAGGGUGUAUUUCAGCCCCUGUUCUCAGUCUAAUAAAACCUGUGUAAAAUCAAUAGACUUGGCUCGUCAGUGAGAAGCUACCCUUAAAUAUGAUGUGAUGCUGAACAUCAGACCUUAUUAUAUUUAGUUAACCCUUCAGUUGAAUGAAUUAUACUCUCAAUCUCUUGAUUUGUGUGAUAAUUUCUUAAAGACAGACAGAAAGUUACAUUGGAAAUGAAUGCCAUUGGCUCUGAAAGCAACCAUCAGAAUUGUUGUAGUUUACAAAAUUGGGUCAAGAUACAUCAUUGAUAACAAAUUAGUAUUGCAUAAAAAAUAAAGUUUAGUUCUUUUUAAUUUGGUUUAAUAAGUAGUUCAACUGCUCAGAAUUUAUAUGAAUUCUGGAGCUUAAAUAUUCAUUAAACUCACCUCAAAAGGAAAAGGUUAAAUGAAACAAACGUAACCAUUUUGCUUUGUUUUAAUCUUAAAGUUAAAAUGAAAAGGGUUUAUUCUUCAUGAAAUAUUGAGGUAGUGGCCUUUUCCUACUAUCAAAGGCAGGAUAAUCUGAUCAGCGUGAAAACACAAACCAUGACUAUCCAUCUUGACACACAGCAAUAAAAUCAGCUUUUUGAAGCAUUUUGAAAAUGUCUUGCUUUAGCCCCCAGAGUGAGACCUGAUAUCUGAAAGCAACAUUGAACCUAAUCCCCUUCAAGCAUCAAACACCAGUGAUUUAAGUUCCAGCUUUCACAGUCUGUAGUUGUGUCCUUUACAAAUAUCAGCUGUAAAUUCAACUUGUGUUGAAGGGAUUCUAUCAGUUAGAAAGAUUUAUCAGGCAAUGACUCGGCAAAGAAAAACAUCCUGGAAAUCAAAUCUUCCUUUGUUUGCUCAUUAUGAGCUAUGUCUUAUUUUUAUAUUCAAAUAUGACCACAUGUGGUUUCAGUUCAUGGUGCUGGUUAAUUGGUUGGAAUUGGUGAGUAAUACUUUCUGGAGGCCUAUCUCAUUUCUUUAAUGGCUCUCAACUAUAAGGAUUUUUUUUUACCUGCAACCACCAGGAAACAUCAAUUUGUUUAGGCGAGAUUGAUUUUUGAACCAUUUUUCCAUGUCAGGAUAAAAACUGUCUCACAGUUGGUCCUAGCUUUCAUGAUUUUAGGGGCUGGGAAUUCAGAUUAGACAAAUGUACCCACUACAACUGAUUAAAGCUUUAUCGAUCAAAAUUUUAGGUAAGGUGAGAUGAUGAGUCUGACUUUUUUUAUUUCCUGCUCAGGCUCAAGUCUUAUUCAAAAAGAUCAACAAAUUUAAAAACGUUUCAAGCAGCAUGGUCAGGUAAGUUGGACAUAUUAUUUCCUGAAAACCUGAUUAAACAACAUGCACUUAUCAAAAUACUAACACACACUCAGAUCCAGAGACAGUAAUUUUUACAGAGCUAUACCUUUCUUUUUCAUAAAGGAAUCUGGGUCAUAUUGCCAGUGGAAUGAGUUGUGAUUUGCUAAGGCUUUGGCGGAACAAUACAGACUUUGAAGAGCUGCUUCAGUUUAUUACUGAGCUGCCUGGAUCUAUAAGACCUGCCCUGGUGAGAAACCAACACUACAGCCUCGCUUAUCAUGUGUAUCACAGUGGCUGCUUUGCAUCACAGAUUAAUUUGUUUGUUGUUUUAUGUGCUUGGAAAAAUAUAGACUGACAAAUUCUAACAAGUUCAGGUGUGUUUUGGCUGUUUUACCAGCGGAGAUGUAUUGUAGAAGAACUGAGGGCACGUCCUGAUCUUGACCCUAGCACUUUAGGCUCUGGGUUUGCUGCAACAUUACCGUUAAGUAUAUUCAAAUUAAAACAUAAUAUUGAUCUUUUUAUUAUUAUUUACAGUUUAUAAAAUGAUUUACACCACUGUUUUGUUUUUUCCAGAGUGACGAUGCUAGAGAACAUAUCUAAUGCAUCCUUCAGAGCCAUCCUGGACUACAUUCAGGCUAACUUUGCUGAUUUUCUCAGACUGCCACAUUACAAGCAGACAAAUUUAGCAGAGAAAGUCGUCUCUGAGCUGGUAAGAUACUAACAUACUAAUUCUGAAUUUAGUGCUUGACGCAUUUCUAUAUGCUUGAUGUAGAAAGUGUUACCUGUUUCUGAAAGUUAAACAGAAAUUCAAAAGUAACCCCUAGAUAAGUAGCCCCACACAAAUACCUUUUAAUAGCACGCUACAGCCAAUAGAUGCUAUUUCUGCUCAGAAUAAAUCAGGGCGUGCGUCAGUGAGGCUGAGUCAUGUAUUUGAUUAGUAUGAGCCAUGUCACAGUACAAAAAGAGCAAACUCCUUUGUUUCCGGCUUCUCAAGCAAACACAGACAAGAGAAAACUGAUGGAAAAUUCCUCUUCUCAGCUUUGUACCAAAUCGAAGUCAUAUCAGUGUGAAAUCCUUGUAAUCCAGGGUUUAUUCUGACUGUAUGUGGUGGUCUGCUGGGCUCUUCUCAGGCUGCAGAUGAAAUUGAUGGCACCGUGCUGGACAUUCUGGGGCCUUUGCUGCCUUUCUUGGACAGAGACAGUUUGGCUCUGGUGGACAGAGGAGCUCUGGCUCUGCGGCUCGAGGAGAUGAGAGAUUUUUGUCUUCCUAAAGAGGCCUUGAGAGAUAUAAGUGCCCUUCUCACUCAGAGAGACAUGCUUGGGUAAAUAUCUGGUAGGGAUCACACAAGGUGCACAUGGGAUCAAAAAUAUAGCAAAGGUUAUUUUUUAAACCAAGGGUGUCAUUAGGUACUCAGGUUUAAGCUAAAUAUACAGCAGAUUUAGAAAAUCACUCUAAAAAGAUGUAUUAUUUAUUUACAACAGGUUUUUAAAAAUUUUUUUUAGUCACUUAUAAAUCCAACAGACAUCUACAAAGCCAAGUGAUCAUGCAGUAUCAAGGCAAAAUGAGUGAUGGAAUCUAAAAUGUGUUAUAUAUUCUAAGUAUAUUAGUAUGCUUAUAUUUGACUAUAAACCAACAACUACAGCUGACGCUAACAGUUCAGUUAGCAGCAAGUCUUGAGUCAAACUGAUAAAUUAAAUCUUCUGUCCAGUGUUUGGACAGAAAACCUAAAAGUAUCAGAGUUAUAUAGAACAUCUUACAGAGAAUAGAGGUAACAUUUGUGGGCAACAAGGGUGUUGAAUUAUAAAAAAAUCACAUAUAGGAGAACACAUUUUUUACUUAGAAAUACUGUAUGUUGUGAUUCCUUUGCAGAAUAAAAGGGAUUGUGCAGAAAAGUUAUUUUGAAUGAGUUGGUACUUAGCAGAAGCCUGAUUGAAAUUAAGUUUGUGCUGCAGGACAUGUUUUUUAAUGAAACACUAGUGUUGGUAAAAUGUAUUUGCUUUUUGAAAGGGAACCAUCCAAAUGGCAGGUUGGAGAUGUUGAACAUUUGAGCAGGCUGGUGUUUUCUCUUUCAAAUAAGCAGAUUAACUCCAUCCCACUGGUGAGCAUCAGCAAACCUCAACCUUUGAAAAGAAUGAAUGCCACACUCUUGCUGGUUUUCUUAAAUAUGUCCUGACAAGCUGGCAUAUAAAAUAUGUGUUCCUCCUGUGUAGGCUGUGCUGAAUAAAGACACGGUGGAGCAGGUCCUGAUGGGUCAGAGUCACUGGGAGGACAGCAUGGUUGGAAGAGUGUGCAUUUCUCAGUGUAUGGACAAGCAUCGCCACAGAAGAAAGACUAACAGUCUCAUUCGAGGGAUUGUCAAAGCUCAGAGCAGGAGAGCCAAAGGUUUAGUGCUGUGUCUGAUACAUUUUAUUUCUACCUGCUGGUUUGUGCUGGUGGUGUGCCUCACCGCUAAUCUGCACAGUAGAUAGGGGUUGUAUGAAUGGUUUCUUUGAGUUUGGUUUGAUAUGACUUCUCUGGCCUCUCUUCAAGCAGUGCCCGUUCCUAGCUGUGCAGACAUCAGGGGAACGUUUCCUUCGGCUUGGACAUCUACCCAGUUCAGCCGUAUGUCACAGGAGGAUCUUAAACAGUGUACUGAAAUCUUUGCCCAAGACGCCUCAUUAAGCCCUGAGCAGCGACGAGCACUUUGGAUUAAACUCAGGCAGGUUGGUAGCUCAGACUGCAAAAUACCACAAAAAAAUUCAGCUUAAGGUUGUUCAUACUUUCUGUUAAAUGCAGCAUGGCCUCCCAUAUGAAAUGUUCAAACUGCAUGUAAAAUGUGUUAUCCCUGUUUUCAGGACUUGAUUGUCUGUUAGAGCGCUUGUUUAUUUUUAAAGCUGUGAGAUGUAAGAUUGGGAAUAGAAAAUAAGAGUAAGAGAUAUGCAGUAUCUGUUUUUGACAGCUCACUAAAACAUGAGUAGUUUUUUUACAUUAUCAUCAACUGUAGUUGAAACAUGGUCUUGUAUUUCCUUUCAUUUAAUCCAGUUCUACAGUCCAAUGAGAGAGCUGAGAGCGGAUCAGGUGCUGGCUUUGGGCUCGGUGGUGACUGAGAUGGGGGAAAGAGAGCUCCAAGAGGCAAAUCUAACUGAUCUGGGUGUCCUGACACAUCUAGGGACUCUGACAGAAUGGAGCCCUAAAAAGGUCAACUUCAGUGUUUUAUUGGGUGUAAUAAUGCACAGCAAUACGAGAGUUAAUUAUUUAACAUGUCUAUUAGUGUCACUGUAUUUCUAUUUGUUAUUUUCAGAUGAGAGCAGUGGUUUUGGGUGCAAUGCGGAAACAGAAACAGAAAGUCGAACAGUUAACAGCAGUAGAUCUUGCAACAUUAGGUCAUCUGAUCUGUGGUCUGUAUCCCUCGGAGAUCAAAAGGUUGAGUCCUUACAACCUCAGGUCAGUCAAAGUCCUCUUGUGUGUUAACUGAGUCUCCACUUAGUAUAACUGCACUAACAGUAAAAAGCAAUAUGGGGAGGCUCAUAGUUUAAUAGACUGUGUUUAAAUCAACACAGGAAUGAUCAUAAAGAGGUGCUCAAACACUUCACACAAGGUCAUACAAUAUGCCAGUAGAGCAUUAAUAACAUUUUUAUGAUAUCAACUCAAAGACAAAUGCAAACAGAGAUGGAUGUUUAAAAUCAUAGGGUUUUUAAAUACUUUUUACAAGAUAGUAAAUACAAUGUGUGCACACAAACAAUAAUUAGCUCUAAUCAUUAACAGCAAAACAUCGAUUCAGCCACCAUCACCUUGACAGAGUCACUCUCCUUUGGCUUCUAAGAAAUCAGCUAAAGUCACAUCCACCCUCUAACAGAUGUUAACCAACAGGCGGUUGGCACAUCUCUUAGCUGCAGAAACCCCAUGAAAAUAUUUUUGCAUACCCUUAGAGGAGGAUUGAGUCCUGGAUCUUUCUCCUUAAACUGCAGCAUGGCGGUCCUGUUCCUGCGGGAGAUGUCCCUGCCGUGCACAGAACAGCAGAUGGAGGUGUUGACAAGCCGUUUGUCCAGACCUGAGGCCUUCGGUCCAGUCAGUGCUUGGGGACCAGAAGUGUUCACUGAAAUUGGGACAUUGGCAGGUGCAGUAGAAAAUAGUGUCCCUGAGGGUAUAAUGUUUUUUUUUUUUUUUUUUUUUUCAGAUUGUUUUUGCUGAAAUGGAGGAGGGGAUGACAGCUUUUGGAUGGAUAGUUACAAUUUGAUACUUCCCUUGGGGCAUGGAAGUUUGGGAAAACUUUUUCUGUGACUUGAUAUGAGAAACAUUAAUUAUCUGACUGCAGUACUUGUGUCUCUGUCCAGUGGGUAUGGAGGACAUGGUGCUGUCAUCUCUGAUACAAGAACAAGUGGAGGGAAUAACCCCUGAAGCCAUUGCUGUGAUGUCAAAGAAAAAGAUGGCAGUGAGUUUUGACUUAAAUACAAUUAUCUCUAUUUAUGGUGAACUAUACAGGAAAGUUUGAGUCCAGUAUAAAUGCAGAGUCAUUAAGUAUUAGCACAGAAUAUUUAAAUACAUAAUGCUUGAAUAGUUGAGAUACAACUAUGAAUAAUUCAUGUUGAUGUAAAUUAAUGUUGAUGUUGAUACAACUGUAUAGAAACUGCUGUUUAUAACUUUAUAUAGCAGCUUCAUGGUCCAAAUUUGAUACAAACAAGCCUUAUUUGACAAUGUCAGGACUCAAUAGCAUUAUUUUAACUUUUAGUAACUCAUGUGUUCAUCAUAAUAUUACAAAUCAAAAUGUCUGCUGUUGGGAAAUAGGAGAAAAGUUUAAAACUGCCUUUUUUUAGUUAAUCGUAAAAUGAAUUGUUUGGGUUUCAUUAUGACUUAAAGUGAAUUUGAAUAAGCAGGGAAGACAUCUUCCGGAGAAUUAAAUAAUGUUGAAGGAUGAUUGUUGGCUUGUCUGCUCAUGUGUCUUUACUCUGAGCUGCUAAAAGUUGAGGACUGAGUACAGAAUUUCAUAUAUUGCCAGAUAGGAGUUUAAUAGAUCAAUAGUAUUAUUGGGGUGUAAUAUAAAACCAUUAAAAGGGCAUAUCAAAUUUUGUCUUCUCAUUUUUACUCAUUUUUUAGAAGACAUAUCAAUGAAAAGUAACUGCAUUACCAUAGUUCACCUUGUUAAAUGUUGAAAGCCACUAAGCUUUUUGGCUAUCAAAAUACUUCAAAAUGUGUGACACAAGGAUCUUUUGUCUAUGACUGCACUGUGAGUCUGUAUUUUUGUUGGGUGUAUGUCUGAAAGGUGGUGUUCAGUGCUGUUCAGCUAUCCUGGCUGAGUGCUGAGCAGGCUUGGGCUGUCACUAAAGAGCAGUGGGAAGAGCUGGACAGUGAACAGAGACAUGCUGUUGGACUAGCUCGAUACGAGGGAGAUGUUUUGCUGGAGCUGAGAGGUGAGUGUGAUAAAAUUUCAUUUUUAUAACCCUCUUUACAAUGGCUCUGUCGUGGUUGUUUUAAUUAACUGAGAGAGAGUUUGGGAGCAUGUAUACUUUUAUUAUGGUUACACUUACUUCCUCUAACCAAUUUGAUUUUUAUGUUGUGUUCAUGAGGGAAUAAUAAAUGCUUUGUUUGUCUAUUACCACAGGAAGAAACUCUGUUCCAGCGGGCCUCAACACAGACAGCUUCUUUUUACACUCACUGCUGCUCUGCCUCUUAUUAUGGCAGCUAAUUUAA